AUGUCGUCUGUAAGUGCACCUGCACCCGAGCUCGCCCUGAUGGAUCGCGGCGUUUCUCCAGAGCUUGUCUCGGUUGCGAAGAAAAGAAACAAAGACCAGACAACCCGCUCCGGCCCCGCCCCGGUUCCGGUCCAGUUCGUCCGCCUUCGCGAAACCGUCUCCCAGCCCGUCAUUGCAGCCUUCUGCGCCGGAGGUGUUGCCGGUGCCGUCUCUCGAACUGUCGUGUCGCCUCUUGAGCGACUCAAGAUCCUUUUCCAGGUCCAGAGUGUUGGAAGAGAUGCCUACAAGCUAUCCGUAGGCCAGGGUCUGGCAAAGAUGUGGAGGGAGGAAGGCUGGAGAGGUUUCAUGAGAGGCAACGGAACCAACUGCGUCCGCAUUGUGCCCUACUCUGCCGUCCAAUUCGGCAGCUACAACUUCUACAAGAGGGUGAGUACCAGUCUCUUUGGCCGUCAUGCUGCUUUGCCGGCGGCGGACGCCUUGUGCCCUUGUGCAGCUUGCACGCACCCCGCUGGGCCAGCUAACGGCUUGCAGAACAUCUUUGAGACAACCCCCGGUGCAGACCUCUCUCCGCUUGCCCGCCUGACUUGUGGUGGUAUUGCCGGUAUCACCUCCGUCUUCUUCACAUACCCCCUUGACAUUGUCCGCACCCGACUGUCCAUCCAGUCUGCGUCCUUUGCCGAGCUGGGUCCCAGAUCCGAGAAGCUGCCCGGCAUGUGGGCCACCAUGACCAAGAUGUACCAGACUGAGGGCGGUGUCUCUGCCCUGUACCGAGGCAUCGUCCCCACCGUCGCUGGUGUCGCCCCAUACGUCGGUCUCAACUUCAUGGUUUACGAAUGGGUUCGCAAGUACUUGACCCCCGAGGGUGACAAGAACCCCAGCGCUGUCCGGAAACUGCUGGCCGGUGCUGUCUCUGGUGCUGUUGCCCAGACCUGCACAUACCCCUUCGACGUCUUGCGUCGAAGAUUCCAGAUCAACACCAUGUCAGGCAUGGGCUACCAGUACAAGUCCAUCACUGAUGCCGUCAAGGUCAUUGUGGCCCAGGAGGGCAUCAAAGGCAUGUACAAGGGCAUCGUCCCCAACCUGCUCAAGGUCGCGCCCAGCAUGGCCUCCAGCUGGCUCAGCUUCGAGCUGUCUCGCGACUUCUUGGUCUCCCUCAAGCCCGAGGUCGACUCUGAGACGCCCAUCUGA
Molecule: messenger RNA, 1188 nt
Organism: Colletotrichum spaethianum
Lineage: Eukaryota; Fungi; Ascomycota; Sordariomycetes; Glomerellales; Glomerellaceae
Product: putative mitochondrial chaperone BCS1-A
Exons: 5
Coding region: 1-1188 (395 amino acids)
Biological process (GO): transmembrane transport
Source: RefSeq, a predicted model, not a curated record